Messenger RNA from Spirodela intermedia, 249 nucleotides. Lineage: Eukaryota; Viridiplantae; Streptophyta; Magnoliopsida; Alismatales; Araceae. The record is from the annotation of a GenBank genome assembly.
AUGCUCAUGCAUUAUAACAAUCAAGUUACCAUCUUCAUUGUUGGCAAUCCCACCUUUCAUGAGCUUACUAAAGAUAUUCAAAUCGACUGUCAUUACAUUCGAGAUAAAGUUAUGUCUGAAUUUAUCUCUAGUUCUCAUGUGACAUCAUUUCAUCAGCUAACAGAUGUCUUCACAAAGAGUCUAGCCGGCAUCUCUUACAACGCCACGUGUACUAAGUUAGGCAUGUUCAACUUAUAUACUCUAAUUUGA